Pocillopora verrucosa is the source of this 618-nucleotide messenger RNA. The record is from RefSeq and is a predicted model, not a curated record. Lineage: Eukaryota; Metazoa; Cnidaria; Anthozoa; Scleractinia; Pocilloporidae.
AUCAACAUGUCAGGUCGUGGCAAAGGAGGUAAAGGUCUCGGAAAAGGAGGCGCCAAGCGUCAUCGAAAGAUCCUUCGUGAUAACAUCCAAGGUAUCACCAAGCCAGCCAUCCGUCGUCUUGCUCGCCGUGGCGGUGUCAAGCGAAUCUCCGGCCUCAUCUACGAGGAGACCCGUGGUGUUCUCAAAGUCUUUCUUGAGAACGUGAUUCGUGAUGCUGUGACAUACACAGAGCACGCCAAGAGAAAGACCGUGACAGCCAUGGAUGUGGUGUACGCUCUGAAGAGACAAGGCCGCACUCUGUACGGAUUUGGCGGUUAGACAGACCAUCCUGGCACAAUACAAACGGCUCCUUUAGGAGCCACCAAAUGCAAAGAAAGUCAUGAUCAAUACACAUGUUUGCCUUUUCUCAGUGUGUUACGAACGCUUACAUCUCGCUCAUUCAUUUGCUAAACAAAACGAUUGCACCAUCCGUGCGCGUCACGAUAUGGGGCAGCAGCUUGGAAAGAGAACAUUGCGCGCAAACGAAGAACGGAUGAAAUCCCCUUGGCAUUACUUGCCCGCUUUCUCUUUUCCCUCUUCCUUCCCUUCCUCUAACCUUGUUUCUACAGUUGAAUAUUU